Molecule: messenger RNA, 3074 nt
Organism: Pocillopora damicornis (cauliflower coral)
Lineage: Eukaryota; Metazoa; Cnidaria; Anthozoa; Scleractinia; Pocilloporidae
Molecular function (GO): calcium ion binding
Source: RefSeq, a predicted model, not a curated record
ACAAUACUGGUAUUGCAAGAUUGUGGGUGGAUGGAAGACAAACCGCUCAAUCUAAUAUCGGAAGAGUCCACCUUUCCACUCAGAACGAAGUCCGGAUGGGUGUGAAAGACGGGGAUAUUCGGUACUUCCAAGGAAGAAUUGCUGCUAUGCAACUUUAUAACGUGGCUUUAACUGCAGAGCAGAUAAAUGUAGUGAAAAAGGUUGGCUUAGCUGAUGCUUGCGAUGAAUUGAAACCCUGCAAGAAUGGGGCCACAUGCAGCACAUCUGGUGAUGGCUAUACAUGCUCCUGUGUUCAGGGAUUCCGAGGAACCAACUGUGAACACGAUAUUGAUGAAUGUCAGACCUCAAACCCAUGCCAAAAUGGCGGACAGUGCGAGAACACACAUGGAAGCUAUGAAUGCAAAUGCAAAUCUGGAUUUACAGGAAGAAACUGCGAUACGGAUAUCAAUGAAUGCCAAAUCUCAAAUCCAUGCAAAAAUGGCGGACAAUGUGAGAACACACAUGGAAGCUAUGAAUGCAAAUGCACGCCUGGAUUUACCGGACGAAACUGCGAAACAGAUAUUGAUGAAUGCCAAACCUCAAAGCCAUGCCAAAAUGGCGGACAGUGCGAGAACACACAUGGAAGCUAUAAAUGCAUAUGCAAACCUGGAUUUACGGGAAAAAAUUGCGAAACAGGGGAAAGACGGCGACAGGAUUUGGUACAGUUACUGGUACACUUUCAGCUGAAAGCAAUCAGUGUACCAAAUCCUGUGGCCGUCUAUCCUCUAAACAGCAAGUAUCUAUCAAGAGAAAUUAAAGAUCGACUGCCCCCGGGUAUCCUCAGCCAUGUGUCUUUGGCGCCUGGAAUCGAUGGAAAGGAAGGCGGCUCCUACAAAUUCGCAGGAAAUAUCGGCAGUUACAUUGAGUUUCCGAAUAAUGGAAGAUUAGACGUAAAGCACUCCAUUACGAUUUUAUGUUGGGUGUAUCCUCUGACUGAUGUUUGCGCAGACAAAAAGCCCUGUCAGAAUGGGGGUGAAUGUAGCAGCUCUGGUGACAGCUACACCUGUUCUUGUGUCGAAGGGUUCCAGGGAAAAAAUUGCGAGACUGAUAUCAACGAAUGUAUAACUUUACAUCCAUGCCAAAAUGGCGGACAGUGCACAAACACACAAGGCGGCUACGAAUGCAAAUGCAAACCUGGGUUUACAGGAAAAAAUUGUGAAAAAGAUGAGGACGAUUGUUUAAAUGCUGUGUGUUACAGUGGAGGAAAGUGUAUCAACGGAAUCAACAACUACACGUGUGACUGCAAGGAAUGAUUCAUUGGAGAACAGUGUGAGUGGGAAAAGCAAGGAUGCUUUAAAGAAGUCAAAAAGAAAAACAAGGCCAUGGGUAAAGUUCUUGGAAAAUUCAGAAAGUACAAGAAGAAUAUCAAAGGUGCUGUGGAGGCUUGUAUGAAAGCAGCUAAGGGGAAAAAACUGGAGAUCUUUGGGGUUCGUGGGAAAUUCAGCUGUGCGACAACCAAAGGCAAUGCUGAUUACAAUGUGCAUGGUGCAUCACCCAAAGGGUGCAAAGAAGAAGGAGAUCACGGAGUCGGAACCACAGGUGGUCCUCUCUUCCAGUACAGCGGUACCGAUAACUGGGGUGUUCACAUGUGGAUGGCGGAGGGAAGGUUGUUUGCUUUGUUCUCACGCAGGAACUACAAAUCCACAUUGUAUCUGUUUUACGAUGCUUUGGCUUUGGCUUUUAAUCAGUGGCAUUACGUGGGAUGCUCGUAUGACUUCAUUUCCGGUGAGGCAAAUUUAUGGUUAAAUGGAGAAUCGGUGGUAAAGAUGAAUAUUGGAAAAGAGAUUGAACUUGCCACUCAAGAUGAAGUCCGAAUUGGUGCUGUCAACAUGGAUGAGCGAUACUUUCAGGGAAGAAUCACGGCCGCACAAGUUUAUGACGUGGCCCUGAACGCUGAGCAAAUAAAAGCCGUGGAAGGCGUUGGUCAAGACGCUGAUGUUUGUGCAGACAAAAAGCCCUGUCAGAAUGGAGGAGAAUGCAGAAGCUCUGGUGACAGCUACACCUGUUCUUGUCUUGAAGGAUUCCAGGGAAAAAAUUGCGAAAAUGAUAUCAACGAAUGUAUAACUUUACAUCCCUGCCAAAAUGGUGGACAGUGCAUAAACACACAAGGCGGCUACGAAUAUGAGGACGAUUGUUUAACUGCUGUGUGUCACAAUGGAAGAAUGGGUAUCGACAGAAUCGACAGCUACACUGCAAGGAAGGAUUCAUUGGAGAACAAUAUCAAUGAAUGCCAAACCUCAAAUCCAUGCAAAAAUAGCGGACUAUGCGAAAACACACAUGGAAGCUAUGAAUGCAAAUGCACGCUUGGAUUUACAGGAAGAAAUUGCGAAACAGAUAUUGAUGAAUGCCAGACCUCAAACCCAUGCCAAAAUGGCGGACAGUGCGAGAACACACAUGGAAGCUAUGAAUGCAAAUGCAAACCUGGAUUUACGGGAAAAAAUUGCGAAACAGAUAUCGACGAAUGUUUGGAUGCAAAGGUGCCGUGUGCUGAUGGAGGAACAUGUGUCGACGGAAUCAACAGCUACACGUGCGACUGUACGGAUGGAUACGUUGGAAAAUAUUGCGAAUGGGAAAAGCAGGGAUGUUUUAAGGAGGUGAAAAAGAAAAGUAAAAAGGCCAUGAGAACCACGUUUGCAAUAUUCAAAAAGUACAAGAACAAUAUCCAAGGUGCGGUCGAGGCUUGUAUGAAAGCAGCUGAGGACAAAAAACUGGAGAUCUUUGGGGUUCGUGGGAGAUACAAGUGUGUGACAACCAAAGGCAAUGCUGAUUACAAGGUGCAUGGUGCAUCACCCAAAGGGUGCAAAGCGGACGGAGAUUACGGAGUUGGAGUAAAGAGCGCAAACUAUGUCUACAUUUUGACCAAAUAGCUGUAACAUGGAACUCGAUAAAACCUGGCGUAUCUGUUGGUAAGAUGUCGUUUGAUCAGUUCGAGGAACAUGAAAGCAAAGUAACUGGAACUAGAGGAAUGCCCCUGCUAAACAUGAUAUUCAGUCCUAUUCAUAUACUGAUAGCCAAAGAGAAUUAAUAAAGUGAUU